Messenger RNA from Temnothorax curvispinosus, 5313 nucleotides. RefSeq lists its product as uncharacterized. Lineage: Eukaryota; Metazoa; Arthropoda; Insecta; Hymenoptera; Formicidae. Gene Ontology annotation, cellular component: nucleus; Slx1-Slx4 complex. Bases 511 to 5163 code for a protein of 1550 amino acids. The transcript is spliced from 10 exons. The record is from RefSeq and is a predicted model, not a curated record. Gene Ontology annotation, biological process: interstrand cross-link repair; DNA replication; meiotic DNA double-strand break processing. Gene Ontology annotation, molecular function: enzyme binding.
UGGAACGUGGAAAUAGUGAAAACAGGUCAGGUUAGGUUAGUGUUAUCCGCCACAGCGGCCACAGCCACAGUCACGUCCUAUUCUGGAAUUAUUGCCGCCUGUGAUCUCACGCUGGCAUUAUUUUAAUUUCCUUCUUUCGCACGAUCUCUGUGAAAUGCUUCACGAUCCCACGGACGAGACGUACAGAAAACCACGCCAACUCAGGAACACGCCGCUGCAGAGAUAUAUUCGACUCGGAUCGCUCUUCAUAACCCUUUGUUUCGCUGGAGCGAUGUACAUUUCCUAUAGAAGACAUUGUUCUGAUCCCGAAGUGAUAAAGGAGUAUCAAGCCCUACAACUCUCCGCAGACGAGCGAUCUAUGUUAGAAGAUUAUUCUGCAGUUCCACUUUUGAGAGGCACUAUUGAAAAGCUGUUUGAGAGGCAGCAGGCUAAAGCGAAAGAGGAAGCCGAAUCGAAGGAUACGCAAGCUGAUGUUUAAACAACAAAACAUUUAAAGUUCAUACAACAAUAAUGGAGGUUGAAAAGGAUGGAUUCUGUAAGCCUGGUAGUUCGCAGAGAAGAUUGAGAUUAAGGAAAAAUUAUAAAGAAAGCAUAGAUAAGGCUCAACUUUCUGAUAAUUCCAAUAAUGAAAACAAGGAUGAUACCGCUUGUACGUCUCAAUCUCCAUGUGAUGAUGACAGUAUAUUGGAUUUUAAAUCGCCAAAAAGAACGGAUUCCUUACAGUCGAAAAUUAGGAAUACACUUUCAGAUAAAGCCAAGAAAAAAGUACUCCGCUCUAAAUCUAAAAAUAUUAACAAUGAAAAGAAAUCCAGGAGCAAAAAGUCAUUACAGAAUAAAAAGAUUUUUCGCGAUGUGCAACAACCAUUGAUCGAAUCGUCUUUUUUCAAAUCUGAAAAGAAAGAAGUAGAAUCACCGCAGUGUUCGACUGACGAAAAUGCGAAAACGGCUUACGUAUGCCCGUUGUGCUUAAAAAAUUUUAAAGAUGAAAGUUCGAAAACUGUACAUAUGAAAAGUUGUGCUACAAAAAAUAAUGUGUCCACAAAGAAGUUAAUGGACGCCGUGGAGCUGCACGAACGGCAAGCUGCAGAAAGGAAGUCGUUGGGGCUACUCUCUGCUCCUCUAUUACAAGACAAGAAGAAACCUGCCCCACGUAAAAUGGCAUCGCGUGAUGACCCUGAUCUGCAGCUUGCUUUAGCACUUUCCAAAUCUCUAUGUGAAAAAGAGGAAAUGGAAGAGUGGGACGAAGUUCAGAUCGUGGCCAUAUCCUCUAAUCCAUCGAUGCCAGAUAAUAAUGCAGAAUGUCCUCAGAAAGCGACAUUGCAAAGUUUUGGGUUUAGUAGCAGUAGAAACACGUUACCAACAAAUAAUUGGCCUACCAGUAGAAGACCUACUAGGAAAAGAAAGCUUAUUGAACCAACUAUUUUGCAAAGACGUACCGCUGUAGAAAGAGAACGUAUCUUAACAGAGAGAAUAGCUGAGAUACUUAUGGGAUAUAAGGAUUUUACUCAAAAAUCUCAAACAGAAAAAACAGAAGAAUUUAACGACGCUAAAGAGAAAAUUGUUAUAAAGAGUCAAUUACUUCAACAAUUACAUAAAAUUGAGAAUACAUUGUGGGAUAGGACAAAACUAAUUCUAAUUCAAGAUAUAUUUUAUGUAGACCAUUUAUCGCCUCAAAUAAUACCGUUAGAAAAGAAAGAGCAGAAAUUAAAUGAAGAGCAGAAUCUUGUAAAGCUUAUGGAAAUAAAUGAAAGAAGUGUAAAGAACGAAAGAUUUUUGGAUAAUGAACAAAUGCAGGAAAUAAAGGAAAUACAUACUGUAAAAACAACGGAUAAGGAUGAAGCAUUAACGAUCUCUUCAAAUACAGUCAAUAUAUGUUGUGAAGAAAAGAAAUUCCUUGACGAUCUAGCAACAAGUUGGAGAAAUAUGCUUAAUGACAGUUCUGCAAGUGACAUUAUUUUGUUUGUGAAAAAUGGCAGAUACAUAUGGACGCAUAAAUUAGUUUUCUACACACGUUGCACAAAUAUUUUACUUGAUGUAAUUUCUAAUGAUACAGAGUUCCCUACUGCAAAAGAAAAGAUUUGUUGGCUUGAUACAGAUUAUGAUGUUGCCUUGGCCUUUCUGGAAUUUGUCUAUUGUGGGAUAAUCGAUAGAUAUUCAAAAAUACUUGAUUCUGAGACAUCUUUAUCUGGUGUUCGAGCUUUAGGAAGGAAGUACAAAAUACAUGAUUUAUUUGCUUAUUUGCGUCAAAAGGGAUUUAAAUCUAGCGUAGAAGUUAAAUAUGAUUAUAAUACUUAUGAAAAAGAUACAGAAAAUGUACAUCCAAAUGUGGAAACGGCUUUAAAUAUUUCAAAGUUAGGCAAAUCUUUCAACGCAUCACCGAAUCGUACGCAAGAUGUUGUGGAAGGCAUUCAGUGCCCUAAUAACAUGCUUUUGCAGGGGGAUGUUAAUGAUGAUUUACAUUCUCUUGAAAACGAUUACAUAUCUCCAAAGAACUUGUGCGUGUUGAAAGACGAAAAUUCUGCUUUAAUGAAAAAGGAAAUAAACUCCAGAAGCAAUACACCUGUAAAAUGGGAAACUAGUGGAUCUCCUGACUUGUUCGAUGACACGCCUGUAAUGAAACAUAACGAUAAAUCCACAAUACAUCCUAAAAACCUUGAAGAUUCUAAUAUUCACAUAUUACUGAGUUUGAUUAAACAAGAUGCGGAUAUUGAUAUCUGUAGUCAGAAAUCAUUAAAGACCCAGAACGCAGAAUAUUCAGAAUUAGACAAAGACAUACCUACCUGUUCGAAAAAUGUGGAAGAAAGUCUAAUGGAAAUUGAUCCAGAUCCCGAAUCAAAUUCUUUGAAAGUUUUUAUAGACGACAUACAUAAAGAUUCUUUAAUUGGUACUCCUCAAAGCAGUAAAUCGAAAUAUAUCCAAGAUGGUCUUUCAGAAAUAAUUAAACAGAAAAGUAAUCUCACAUUAUUUAUCGAAAAAAUUCAGAACGAAAACGCGAAAUUAGAUAAGGCAUCAGAUUCGAACAUGGACAAUCUUACAGAUAUCUCAAUUGUACAAGUAUCUCCUAUAAGGCAGAAGAAUCCAUUUUAUAUAGACAAACAUGAUAACUCUGAUCUUCAAUCGUACGACAACAAUGAACAGUCGAUUGAUACAAAGGAAAGACCCGGUAGAUUAACUAUGACAGAGCAACAUAUGCAAUCAUACGCUGUCAAAAAUCCAGAAUUUUAUCCUCGUCUUUCUAAUGAACAUGUGGAAGAUGUUAAACAGACUAAUAGUUCGUAUAUAGAUUCUCUAUCUCCUGAGAAGAUAAUGGAAUCUUCCCAUAAUAAUAUAUUGAAUUGUACACAAAACUUUACUUCACCAAGUGAGAAACACGUGAACAUUUCGCAUCAAGUCACAACUGUGUCAGGUGUAUGUUCGCAACGUUCUGAAACAAUGAAUCAAUCGCUUAGCGAAACCUUCCUUGAUUUAGAAACGAAAGAGGAAGACAUUUCUAUGUAUUCUAAAUACAUGAGAGAUCACAAGGACAAUAGCAUAGCAAAGUAUCGCACAGCAAUCAGUAGAAAUAAGUCGGAUAGUAAUCUGUCUGAUAAAAGUACGUCAUCUGAUUCGAUCAAUGUAGAUAACAUCAGCGAGGCUGAGAAAGAUGAAAUUUUGACUCGAUGUGUUUUGACACAAAAAGAUGCGGAUAUAAUUGUUUCAUCAGACACAGAUGUUGAAAGCAUAUCUUUCAGUGUUGUCUCAGAAAACGAUGACUUCAACCAUGAAAAUAUAUCUCAAGCUCUGCAACAGUCUAAAAAAGAAACAGAAGAUAACAACAAACAGGAUACAGAAAAUAGAAACAGCAAUCAAUUGCUCGAAGUUGAGAAAUUUUCAAAAGCGAUGAACACGGAAGAAGGAAAGGAUGUUAAUCAAAGCGCAACUAAAUCAAAUCUAGAUAAUUUAAAUAUUACAGAGAUAACGUCUAUGACACAAAAAUCUGGAUUAAAUGAUGAUCAGGAAAAGAAAUCCGUUUCAAGCCCGAUUAUGCUAUCCUCCAGCCCAGAUUUUUCAAAUAAUGAAAGCUGCAGUCCGAUUUUAAAUAUGGAAAAUUUGCUUGAAGAUGAACACUGUACCAAAAAUGUCUCAGAAACAAGUGCUUGUAAAUUAAAGUCAAUCAACUUUUCUCUUAAUUUUGAAGACGACGUAUAUCUUGCAAACGUUGAUAUUGAUAAAUAUGAGAAAUCACAUAUUCUGGAGAAGAGUCAAUCGUUUAAUGUAUUAAGUAUGUCAGAAUUAAAAAAUGUUACUACACGCAAACGCAAUAAUAAAAAUAAUCAUGAAAAUAUCAAAUGUAAAGAUAUAGCAGCAGAUGGAAACUUAGAUAGUAAUGCUACGUCUUUGACUCAAAAUUUUACAAGCAUUAGGAAAUUCAAAAGAAAAUCUUUAUCCGAGGGACAGAUUGAUACAAAUAGAUUAUGUAAUCAAGGGGCUACAUCUACACGUGUAGCCAUGCAAUUCCAGUGUAAUUACAUUCAAAACAUUGGAAACGCAAAAACGCCUAAAAUAACUGAUAAAGAAGUUACACCUCCGCCUGAGUACAACGACAUGAGCACUCCUGAAUUACACAGAGAAAUGAAGAAAUAUGGAUUAAAGGUACAAAAACGUAGCAGAGCUGUAAAAUUGUUAACGCAUAUUUAUAACGAACUUCAUCCUUUAGUGCCUGAAAAAAUAAUAGGACAGCAAAUUACUGAAAUUUCGAGCGAUGAAGACGAUGGUCCUCCAUCGAAAAAACGAAACGUAGAUGAUAACAGUUUGGAAAAGUCGAGUAAUGCAGAAGACAGUGGUGAUGAAUUCCCUUGUUCUCGUGAUAGCAAUGAUAGUGUAAGUUCCGCAAAAGGAACAAUCAACAAAGAAAUGCUGUUUUACGAAACCGCGUCAUUAUCGACAUUGGAGAAUUCAUCGGACAUCUCGGAAGCCUUUAUGAAAUUAAUCAAUAUUGAUACAGAUUUAUAUAACAAAAUAUUGCAGUAUGAACCUGUAAAUAUUGAACAGUUGCGUUCUAUGUUGCAAACACGUGGGUUUAAAUGCAAGCUCUCUAAUCUCAUGAGCUUUCUAGAUCAACAGUGUAUUACAUUUUACGCGCCAGAACAGAGCGUCAAGAGCAGGACUCGCAGAAAGACAUAGUUUCUACAAAAAUGAAAUGUAUCUGAGAACAUUUAGAUUUAUAAUUUCUUUAUAAUAAAAUAUAUGAAUAUCUAUAAUUAGCAAACAUUAAUAUAUAUUAUAUUUUAUAUGAUUCAAUACGUAUGUAAUAUCAGUUUUGUUAAUAACAUU